GGUCUCGGUGUGUCUGCUCUGCGCAGCGCCUGCGAGCGGAGGGAGUCAGAGAAACGCAGCGGCGGUUCCGGGCAGCGCGUGCGGCUUCGGUAAUGAUGCAUUAAACUGCCUCUUCAUUCAUACUCUCACAGCCCCAGCAGAAAUACGGUAACCACCACAACAACAUCUCUCCAUUGUGAUUCAUUGUCUCCGGUUUCAUCGUCGCGGCGGAAAUCGAAAGAUUUAAUGAAAGAUAAAGACGAGAAGAAGCGCACGGCAACGUUACGACUGUUUUUAUUUUCAUCCCAUUCUGAAUGACGGGCGGACGGUUCGACUUCGACGAUGGAGGCACUUAUUGUGGCGGAUGGGAGGACGGGAAAGCCCACGGACACGGCAUCUGCACGGGACCCAAGGGUCAGGGCGAGUACUCCGGGUCCUGGUCCCACGGGUUUGAGGUAGUCGGGGUCUACACCUGGCCCAGCGGAAACACGUACCAGGGCUACUGGUCGCAGGGCAAGCGCCACGGGCUGGGUGUUGAGACCAAGGGGAAAUGGCUUUAUCGCGGGGAGUGGAGUCACGGGUUCAAGGGUCGCUACGGAGUUCGGCAGAGCACCAACACACCUGCUAGAUAUGAUGGGACGUGGAGUAAUGGACUGCAGGAUGGAUAUGGAGUCGAAACCUAUGGAGAUAGUGGCACUUAUCAAGGCCAAUGGAUGGGGGGCAUGAGGCACGGCUAUGGUGUCCGUCAGAGCGUGCCUUAUGGAAUGGCCACCAUCAUCCGCUCUCCACUCCGCACCUCCCUGGCCUCCCUAAGAAGUGUGCAAAGCAACGGCGCCGUUCUCCAGGACACGGUACCAGAUACUCCAGUCGGAAGCCGUGGUGGUUUCGUGCUGAAUUUUCACAGCGACACCGAAGUCGUCACCGGGAAGAAGAAGGGCCUGUUCCGCCGCGGGUCCCUCUUCGGAAGCCUCCGCCAGCUGCGUAAAUCUGACUCCAAAACAUCCAUCUCUAGCAAGCGAAGCUCAGCACGUAGCGAUGCCACCAUGAGCCGCAUCAGCUCCAGCGACGCCAACUCCACCAUCAGCUAUGGAGACGGAGAGGUGCCCGAUGAGUACACGCCAAUGGAGGACCACGUGGAUGCCACCACCACCGAGUCCUACAUGGGCGAAUGGAAGAACGAUAAGCGUAAUGGGUUUGGGGUCAGUGAGAGAUCCAACGGACUGAAGUAUGAAGGUGAAUGGAUGAACAACAAGAGGCAUGGAUACGGGUGCACCAUAUUCCCAGAUGGAACCAAAGAGGAGGGGAAGUAUAAAAAUAACGUGUUGGUGCGCGGGAUAAGGAAGCAGCUUAUUCCUCUUAAAAACCAUAAAACGAAGGAAAAAGUGGACCGGGCUGUGGAGGGGGCUCGAAGGUCAGCAGCUAUCGCCAGGACGAAAGUGGAAAUAGCAGUUUCAAGGACGUCCCACGCACGGACUAAGAGUGAAGCAGCAGACCAGGCCGCUCUUGCAGCAUGUCAGGAGUCAGAUUUAGCCCGAGCUGUGGCUCGUGAAUUAUCUCCAAGCUUCCAUCAACCAGGACUGGAAUACAUCAAGCAGAAGUUCAGUGAGCCGGUGGAGGAGAUUAAAGAAGAAGAAGCACCCAAAGAAGAGGAGAAGAAGUCUUCAGGUAGCCCUUUCUACCGGCGCGGGACGACUCCGAGCCACUCUCCAGCCCAAAGCCCGACCCCGUCCCCUCCCCGCACCUCUCAGAAAAGCCAAGCGCAGAACCCCAGCAUUAGCCGCAAGAUCAGCAAAGACAACAGCGGCACGGCCCGCAAGAUCAGCAGAGACAGCACUUCUGUAGCCCGCAAGAUCAGCAAAGAAGAGAGAGCCUCCAUUGUGGCCGAAAUCACCAAAGUAUCUGUCCCUUCUCCUUCUCUUCCUCCUCCUCCUCCUCCUGCAGUCCAGACCAUUAAGCUGCAGGAUGUCCCGCCUACAAAGCCUCCCAAAGCACUUGAACCCGUGGCCAAACCUGCGGGCACAGGUAACGGGCAGCUUCAUACUGCCUAUCACAGUUAUUAUGUGAAGCCGGUGAAGCAGUUGCCUCCACCAGAGGAACCCGAAGAUGAGGAGCCAGAAAUCACGCAGUCCAGUCUUGCCAGGAUGCCUCCACCUCCCAAAACGCUCAAUACACCCACUCCCAAACCAGAGGCCAAGAUCAGGAAACAAGAGUCUAUUAAACCAAAGAGCUUAGCUGACACCAAGAAGGCUAGUUUGGACCUGGUUAAUGAAGCAACGGUGGAAGAAUCUGGUCCUAACUCAAUUCUGGUUGCCAUGGUGAUGCUUUUGAAUAUUGGAUUGGCAAUCAUUUUUGUCCAUUUCCUGACAUGAAACACUACCAUCUCAAUGUUGGAUGGAAACCCACACAGUUGUGUCAAUGACCUUUCUGAAAUCCAAACGGCAGCAGGCAGAGUCUCCAGAGGGCAGAGAAGCUGAAGAAUCAACAUCUGAAGAGUCUGAAACCCAGAGCAUCAUCCUCCACACGAUGAUGUCAUGUGACUGAAAAAAGAGAGAGAGAGCGAUAGAGAGAGAUGAAAAUAUUUCGGGGGGGAAGAAAAUGACCAUUAAAGUGGAAACCGAAGAAGGGAAUGCAGUGUAACGUGACUCAUAUCUGCUGAUGGAAAGCCUUAAUAUCAGCCACUCUCCAUAGGUCUCGGGCUUCUGGCAGAGACUUAACUGGAAAUGUUUGAUGAUGCACUUUUGCAUGAUGGACACGAGCAGCUGCCUUACUCAUUUACCAUCUGACGUGGGACUAGGAGAUGUGCUCGCAGUGCCAGAGGAAUGUGUUCAGGGGACUUUGCUGAAGCGGGACGGAGAAACCAAACGCUCUCACCAGUGUCACUCGCCCGUCUUACACCCUCUACCGACCCAUUUCUCUCAUUCUGCUCCCUACUGUACUCACGGUUUGUUUGUUUUUUCAUGAAUCCUUUUUGUUUAGGAACCUCAAUCAGAACUGUUUAAAUUUAAUAUAAAGCUAAAUCAAUCCCACUCUUUAUUUUUUCUUUGAGAGUAUUUAAAAUGAGAUUUAAGAGGGAAUUAAUAUAAUAUUUAUUAAAAUGUGCAAUAUGAUUUAUUUUUCUAACUGCUCGCCAAUCAGGGGUAUUGUAUCUUUGUCCCAUUUAUUCUGGCUCUUUAAGGGAGGAAAAAAAAAAAUAUUAUUAUUUAAGGCUUAUCCACAUCAUAAAUGAAAACUAUUUUAGUAUCCACACCAAACAAACCAAUUCAAGUACAUUAUAAGUUGCAUUACUGUCGUCUGUCGCUUUAAGAGCACAAGCUCUUACAUGAUGGAUUCUGAUUGACUCUUUAAGUUCUUGUCAGUCAUCCGCUGGGAGUUUUGUCGCCUGCGACUUUAAUUGCACCUGCUCUUAAACACAGAGUUCUGAUUGGCUGUUAAUGUUUUUAUAUUUUUAAAACAUUCUGAAAGUAAUCUCAACUAUUUUCUGUUUCAUGACAACUAUAUUAGCAUCUUCACUAAUACAUGAUAUCAUUGUUUACUAUGAGCGCACGUUGUAGUUUUGUGGGCCGCCACUUCAAAUUCCCCACUCUUUAAAUGAAGAUUUUGAUUGGCUGUUAAUAUUUUUUAUUAAGUAUUAAGUUGUGAUGUGAUUCUUUUACAGUCAAUUUUAGAACUAUACUGUUAAUUAUAAUUACCAUCAUUGCUGUGAACAGGCAUUUAAACCUGAGUAUACUUUGUUUUUUGUGUAUGUUAGCAUAUGCAAACAUCCAAACCUUACAUGCGAAAAAAAUGGCUUUCAAAUAGAGUUCCAGGAACAGAUCUUACCAAAAUCUGUACCUGACCUCUCACGUAAUUUAUACUAAUUAAAAUGCAAUUAUGACAUAUAACACAGGGAACACUGGGCUGUGGGAUUUUUGAAGGGAUGGUUCAUCCAAAAAUCAACACUAAAGUGGUCCUAAACUUUUAUUAUAAUUAUUUUUAAAGAAUGUUGGGAAAAAGCAGUCAUAGACAUCAAUAGUAGGAACAAAAAUGCUAUUAUAUUAUAUAUUAUUUAAUACUACGAUAUUAAAUAUCUUCAGGAUAUCUUCCUUUUCAUCAAGCAAGAUUGGAACCUGUAUAAGAUGAUUAAAUGACUCCAAACGUCAAAUUUUGGACCUAAAUUUGCUUGGGAACUUGAAUUUUGGGACAGUGAAGACCUUUAGUUGGGGGUAUAUUUUUGUUGUUGUUCUGCCUCAGCCCAGCUCAGGGUUGCAAACUUGUGGAUAAACUAAACCAUGUGAAAACAAUUGAAACUUCUGACCAUAAAAUUUGCCUAUGCAUACCCAUUAUUACCAGAGUAUAAUGGGUUUUAAGAGUAAGGGGUUGUUCACAUCAAGCAAGAUAACUAUAAAUAUAAUGAUAAAGACAAUGUUCUAAAACGUUCUGAAUGUAACAGGUCAGUCCACUGCUUUAACGGUAAAGAAGUAGAGAAACUAAAUCAUAGGGAUCACUUUCAGAAUGUUUUUUCUUUCAGCCAAUAAAGUAAAACACUGACAGCCCGUUAGAAUUCGUUGAAAUUUAAAGGGCUUGGACCUACUAAAGUUACAGAUGACAUUGUGGAGAAGUUCACUUCUUGAUGUUAAACCUUUUUUUCAAAGACUAUUUAAAGAUUUAAAGAUCUUGUACAGUGGGUAGUGGUAAAAUUGAUGGACGCUAUGCCAACCAAGCUAGCAAACUGACUCGUAAAAGUACCUCAAGUUUUGACAUUGUUAAAUUGCUUACUUUGUUAAUGCUGAAGAAAAAUAAUUUGUGCUAUUUAUUUAUUUAUUUUUUUUUGCACUACACUAACUGCGAACACUAGAUUCCCUGUUUGAUUAGACUGAUUACAUGAGCUGGAUUCACUGGUCGCAUGUGCUAUAAAUAAAGCACACUGAGCACAUCUGCAUGGCUGCAAGAGGGAAAUGCAAAAAGAAAAGCAUUAGCUAAAAAUAAACCGCUUGUCAGUUCAGACCCUGAUAUACUUCAAACAAAAAUGAUGUAUUGUUCUUCGUUUGUGGGAAAAAAAUAAGUUUCAAUAGGCUGAGUGAUGCUGUACAGUUUUCAAACACUCCAGCAACCCCACAAUGCAGUAAGUAGAUUUGUAAAUGUGCCAUGCUUGAUCUCACGAGGAGACAUAACCAUUUUACGUUUUGUUAGAUUAGUGGAUAAUUUGUACAAAUUGAGAAAAUGUAAAAGAGGCACCCAACCCCACCCCUAAGCCCAACCAUAAUUGAGGAGAAGCAAAUCGUACAAAAUUUUACAAAUCAGAUCGUACGACUUCAUGUGAAUUAGCCACUAAAUCAAGAAGUUAGGAAUUGCCGUGAGAUAGCAUUGGUCAUGCUGCUCGCAUGUACCGACUAAACUCAACAACAAUGGCAGCUGUGAGAGAAAUGCAGUUUCGUCAACAUCUGGCAAACUCGGCACGCCGCAUCUUUACAUUGUUUCUGAUUUGCUGUAUACAAAGACAAAAUGGUGCCACUGGUGUGCGCACACUAGGCAUGGGAUGAUAAUCGUUUUCAAGGUAUACCGCGGUUUGAAAAAGUCAAAGUUUUAAAACCACCAAAAUUUUCUGUAAAACCAUUCCUAAGGUAUUGUGUAAGUGUUUUACUUACAUUUAACAGUAACAGUACAAUAACAGUAGCUCCAACAGAAAAGAUCUCCGAAGAUGCCAUUUUAAAAUGUAAAGAAAUCUGUGUUUUUGAAACUAAUGAAGAGAGCAGAAGUCAAUGAUUCAUUUGAAUUAUUUAACCUUAAAUGGUCACUGCUCCAAAAUAAAUUAAAUGUUUCUCAAAAUACAAUAUAAUGUGUUAAAUGGGGGGAAAAGAUUUUAGUUUUUCACCCAGACGUUUAAGAAGAAUAUAUUUUAGAGCAGUGAUCACAAUACCAUCGUACCAUGAAACCGUGAGAUUUUUAUCCAAGGUUAUCAUACCAUCAGAAUCUUAUACCGGCCCAUGCCUAGAGCACACUCAUAGAAAACAAUGUUUACAGUUAUAAAAGACGUGGCACACUCCGUUUGACCAUUCGCAGAAAACUGUACAGGUGCAGAUACAUCUGUACUAGCUCAGCUACUCCACUCUCCAGUGUAUUCAUGUUGCUAACUUGGUGUUGUUGCUUUGAAAAUUGUUCUCCUGUAAAUAUAAGAUACCAAUCAGUCGAAUAUCAAAGAAGGUGGAGCUCCAGAACACCCCCACUUAUUGUGUAAUUGCCACAGAUCAAUGGUAGUUCUAAGGAACUAAAACAAACUCGCCAAAACGUUUGCUUCAAUGAGCAAUUUCAAACUUAACUUUAUUUUGGCUUGAUUUUGUUGGAAACAGCCUCAUUUUCAUUUAAUACUUUGAUUUUUAUCAGGGCCUUUAUUGUUUGUUGGUGUGGACACAAAUAUAGUUACUGUAUGGUUAUAUUUAUAGUUACCAUCCUUAGUGUGAACAGCACUCUAUGAUACAGGAUAUGGAAUACAUGAUUUCCCACUCUUCAGAAAUCACAUCCACUCCAAAAAUGAAAAAAACACACAAAAAAAAACUAUGGAAAGUCUUAUUAAGCGUGUUAUUUCUUGAAUUGUGGGAGCUGUGUUUGUUGUGCAUGCAGUGUUGUUGUGCUUUACAUGUCAGAUUUUGACAUGUGACGACGGCAUGUUUGUGAGCUCGGAUGCUUUGGAUAUCAGAAGUCAGGAAGGAGUAGGAGAUUGCCUUGAAGAAGAGUCUUUAACUUCAGUUUACCUCAAAGCUAAUCAAGGAAAAAGCCUCGAACCAGAUGAAGUCUUUGUCUUAAAUCUGUAGUAUGCAAAAACUCUGACCGACCGAGUCAUUGAGAAUCGAUUUUUUUUAAAACAUGCCACUAUAAUGUAAAAAUGAUAUAUAUUUUAUUUUUUUCUUUCUUUCUUUUGGUACAUCCUGAAAUUUGACUCAUAGUUAUGUGAAUUCUCCCAGUUCGGAAGGUUUAUUUAUUAUGGAUAGCGUUCUAGAUAUUGUUUGGUGAGUGUACAAGGGCUUUGGGAAAAAAAAAAACUUGGUUUCUCUUCUUCAAACCCUCAUUUGCUUUUAGUUUUCGUUUGCAUGGGAUCUUUAAAUGCACUAAUGCGUGUAUAUUUGAUUCAACACAACUAUUCGGAGGUAAAAAUAUGUUUAAGCAUAAAACCAUGUACUGUUGAAUGAUGUGUUUUAUUGGGUUGUGUUUGGAUUCUGUGCAACAAUGCGGUGCAAUGUGUACGGGCUCUUUUUAUAUGUUUUCCGAAGGAGAGGUUUUGAGCAAACGGAGCUGGAUGAGGAAUUAUUUUUCUAAAAACAUGUUGCACAAACAGAAAGCAUUUAUAUAUGAGGUUUAUUCUAUUUCUAAGCAUUUGUACUAAGCACAGCCAUGACUAUAUGAAGUAUUUUUCUAUAGAAAUGCACAGCUGUAUUUUGACAAAAAGCAGUAUAUGGCUUCUUUAUAUCCAGCAUUUUAUCUCACACAUCAUCACAGUUCAGACUUCACAUCAAAUAUUUCUGAUUCAGUGUGAUUUGAGGAUGCAGGAAUCCUUUUAUGAACCUUCAAUGUAAAAAUAAAUUAACAAAAAAAAUCACUGUCACGUUUCGAGCCCACAGAGCCCCAUGUAUUUCUGUAAUUUAAAGAGUUAUGCUAUUUAUCUGUAUAAUAAAAUGUUAUGCCUUGUAAA
This is a messenger RNA of Danio aesculapii, 7642 nucleotides long. It is a transcript of the gene jph1a, whose product is annotated as junctophilin 1a. The record is from RefSeq and is a predicted model, not a curated record. Lineage: Eukaryota; Metazoa; Chordata; Actinopteri; Cypriniformes; Danionidae. Gene Ontology annotation, cellular component: plasma membrane; sarcoplasmic reticulum; junctional membrane complex. The coding region runs from base 294 to 2348 and encodes 684 amino acids. The transcript has 6 exons.